Messenger RNA from Paramecium sonneborni, 774 nucleotides. The record is from the annotation of a GenBank genome assembly. Lineage: Eukaryota; Ciliophora; Oligohymenophorea; Peniculida; Parameciidae.
AUGCAUUUAAGCAAAUAAUAACUUCUCAAUUAGUAAAUUCCAUCAUUUCAACAUGCAGAAGGAACAUGUCUUUGUGGUGUUUGCUUAUGUGGAAAUUGUUUAUGUAAACCAUAACCAAUUAAGCAGUCUUACUUUAAUAAAUUGAGUAGUGUUUAUGAAACUGAUUUCUAAUAAAGAUAUUCAGUUUUACCAAAAGCUAGACCAAUUAUAAUAGAAGAGCCUAAGAGAAGAAGAGCUUUUUCUUAAAAUUCAGUUUACGAUGAAGAUUUUACUCCAAAAUAAAUAUUUCAAGGUGAAAACUAUGAAAAAUCACAUUUACCAUAAUUAAGAAUACCUUUUGCAGGUUGUAAUUCAUAUGCCUUACAGUAUCCUAAUAAAUGUACAGACCCACCUUAAUAGCUUAGACCAGUAAACUAAAUCUAAUUACUUCCUGCUAAAAUGGAUAAUAUCUCUUAAUAUCAAAGAGAGUAUAAGUUACGAUAACAAUAAAGAGAAUAUGAAUUCUCAAAUUUCUCGAAAAUUAUGAAUAAAAGAUUGCAUAUUAAUAGUAAGGAUAAAUUAGUGUAUUCAAAUUCAAGUUACCAAGACUAAUUUAAGCCAAGAUAGUCUAUUGGAACAAUAAAGUUGCCUGCACAUUAAUCAAGUUUACCAUUUGGAAUCAGCAAUAUAGGAAUAAAUCCAUUCGUAAGUCAAUCAAAAUUUGAGUAUGCCACAAAAUUUUAGAGCUAAUGUGAAGCUAGCAAAAAAAUUCAAGAAAUUUGUAGUAAAACCUGA